UGACGUAUUGUGUACGUAUUCCAGAGUACUCAGUUUUAGGUCGCGAAAAUUGUGUAUUAUAGUUCGGAAUCGAAAGCGAUUGUUGUUUUCGUUUGUUGAUUACAAAUUUUUGGUGUGUGUAUUUUAAGUGAUAAACAUUAGUGUGUAAUUGAUAACAAAUCAAAAGUAUUUUACUUGAUUUGUGUACUAAAAGUGUUAAUUAUUUAUUAUUAACAUUGCAAGAAAAUAGACAUACCUAUUAUUUGUGUUAAAAGUUUACUAACAAAAAGACACUUUGUGUUGGAUACUAAAAAGGAAAAACUGUUUUUUAAGUUAAAAAUAUAGGCCUGGGCCGCCUCCACCCGUACGGCUCGGGCAGCGGUUCGAGCAGCGGCAGCGGGCGCCGGCGCACGCGCCGCGGCCUCUCCGACUCCCCCACCGCGCCCACCACCCCCACCUCGGCCUCUGACAACGCCUCCGACGCCACGCUCACCGACUCUGAGCUGCCGCUCGCGAGGGACUCUACGCUGCUGGUUCAGAACGGCAUGCUGAGGUCUACCUACGACCGCCCAGAUCACGAACGUUGUCUACUCGAAGGAACCCGGCCGCCGCCAGAUGUGCCACCUCGUAAUCCUACCAUGUCCCGAUUGAACGGCCGAAUCACCGGCAACCCAGCCGACUUAGUCGACUUCGAACCCUCGUGUCUUGUGCGCACCCCUUCUGGAAACUUCUACGUGCCUUCAGGGGACAUACAAAAGAAUCCGUCUAUGGACUACAAGUCAAACUCCUCGUGCAGUAGUCCAGGAAAGCAAGAGAAAGGAACCUUAGAGAGGAUGGACAGAAGUGACCGGCACCCCGCCUUCGGCGUGCCCGUGCCUGUCCUCCCCGUGAGGAAUAAUCUCCGGGCGACGCAUUUCCCUCCCGCCGCCUCCCGAUUCCACUUCAGGAAGGGCCUCUCCUCGAGAUGCUCUUGGAAGUGCACUGCCAUCGUGUUUAUAGUCUUAUUUGUCCUUCUUUUAUCUAUUGCCUCUUAUAUGUCAGCAUCCUAUUUUACUGACAACUGGUCAUAUCAAAAUGCAAAACCCUGUUCAGUAUUAGUCGGUGAUACAACGGAUAAGUUCCCAGCUUCGAAAGCGACGACGCUCGAGUCAGCUAACAAAUCUUUAGCGAGACCGCAUCAAAGCUCGACGUCGUCUGCCACAGGUAAAGGGGAAAGUCACUCGCGCCCUCGUAGAAGUGUAGAUGGGCAUGCUUCUUUACCUUCUGUUUCUUCCACGGAUUCUUUUACUGUAGAUGUGCAUGAAUUAAUCACUUCGCCUUCUGUGACCACUAGUAGCUUAGUGCAUGGUGUGUCGACGGAGGAGGCUGAUCAGCAAACGGAAGUCACGAUGGUUUCUAAUGAUGCUUCUGUGUCUAGCAGUGUUGGUGUUUCGGUUUAUACUGGUGAUCUAACAAUUAAUAACACAACGCUUGAACAAAUAACAACACCCUUGCAAAAUAACGAUACAACGGAGACAACACGGGAGACUACUAAAACGACAUCAACAACACCAAAAUAUGAAUCCAAAAUUAAAACAGAAAGGAAAGCGGAUCAACCACCUGAAAUCGAGUUGAAAAAUAGUAAUAAAGUCGCUUAUGAGCCUGAAGAUAUGCAAGGCGAUUCAUUUCCUUCGAUCUACUCAUAUGGCGUUCAAAAGCUUCAGUAUUUAAAAUUACUAACGAGACUAAAUGCAGUAAAUGAGGAAUUACAUAUUUAUCCCAACGAUCCCAAUGAAUUGGCAGCUGAUCCAAAAAAAUACCAUUACGAAAGAGAUCGAAGCACUCCCAUUAAUAUUGAGACAACUAUUCCAACCACUUUUCCGUCAACUUCACAUUCCACAUCAGCGGUAGAACAAGUAACAAACUCGAGUUUUACAGAAAAAAUAACAAAUCCAUCCACGGCAAGUCCAAUUUUUUUUACCACACAUAACACUAAUCUCAAAGACGAGCAUGUUGUUGAAAUAACACAGUCCCCACAGAGUGUUACUAACAUAACAAAUGUUGUACAUACUAGCACUGCAACUGAAACUACAUCUAGUGAGCCUACAACCCUAAAUAUUGCUACUGAAUCAAAAACUUCAGAAACAGUACCAAGUGCUAAACAUGUAUUGAUUAAUCUAACUAUAUCUGCAGAUGAUGCUAACAAUGAAUCCUAUAAACCGCUAUAUUCAUUGACUGUAACAGUUCCUACAGUUGGCGAUAGUAACGAAAUCCCCACUGUAAAGAUAACGCCAAUGGAGACCAAGCCAACUAUGCCUACCAAUUUUAAUAAACCAGUGACAAUUGAGAGUCCUGUAAAGACCACGAAAACAUUAACAAAUACAGAAAAUUGGGGAGGAAGCUGUGAAUGUUCUUGUCCCGUAUGUGACGCUAGUGUUACUAUGGAUGACUUCUAUGAUGAAUAUGUGGAAAAAACAACAGCAACUAAUAAAGUUGUGUCUGAAUCAAUGCCAGCAUAUAAUAAGACAAAUAAUAUAAGUACAGAUGUAACUACAGCUAGAGAGUCAACAGAGACAACAGCGGAUGAUUCCUCAACAGCGGAAUCUGCUACAGAUUUUUCUACAAACUCAGACAUAAGUACAACUACAGAUGAUCCUACUUUAGAUUCUUCAGAAGUAAGCACUUUAGACGACUUGACAACCAUAGAAUCAAGUACGGCAAUUUCUACAGAAUCGGACAGUUUGACAACAACAGAAACUCCAAAAUGCAUAUGCCCCAAAGUAAAGCCUCCACCAAUACUUAUAUUGGAAGGUGCGCGAACGUUCCCCGCGCAAUCUUUCCCUCCCGAUGGGACGACGUUUAAGCAAAUUACUUUAGGUGAAAAAUUAUCAAAAGAAAUCCCUCCAUAUAGUUACUGGAAUAUGCAAUUUUAUCAAUCGGAAGCUGCUUACGUGAAAUUCGACUACAUGAUCCCUCGAGGGGCGUCCAUAGGUGUUUAUGCAAGACGGAACGCUCUGCCGACGCAUACUCAAUAUCACUUCUUAGAAGUCCUAAGCGGAUUUAAAGCUCGAACUACGAGGGCUUCACAUCCGUCCGUAAAGAAAGAAGUAACCCACUACAUGGAGCAAGGUCAUUGGUUUCUGUCACUGUACAACGAUGAUGGAGACCCUCAGGAGAUAUCCUUCAUAGCCAUGGUCGCUGAUGACAUGACGCACAACUGUCCAAACGGCUGCUCCGGGAAAGGGGAAUGUCUGAUGGGACACUGUCAAUGCCAACCUGGUUUUGGAGGAGACGAUUGCAGUGAGAGUGUAUGCCCAGUAUUAUGCAGCCAAAGAGGAGAGUAUAUCAACGGAGAAUGUCAAUGCAACCCUGGCUGGAAAGGCAAAGAGUGCUCCUUACGCCACGACGAAUGCGAAGUACCGGAUUGCAACGGACAUGGCCACUGCGUAAACGGAAAAUGUUCCUGUGUGAGAGGUUACAAAGGAAAGUUCUGCGAAGAGAUCGAUUGUCCUCAUCCCACUUGUUCAGGCCACGGCUUUUGUAUCGAAGGUGUUUGUGUGUGUAAGAAAGGAUGGAAAGGGCUGGAUUGUGCUACGAUGGAUAAGGAUGCUCUUCAAUGCUUACCAGAUUGUUCGGGACAUGGUACGUUUGAUGUUGACACUCAAACGUGCACGUGUCACGCUCGCUGGUCUGGCGAUGACUGUUCAAAAGAGGUUUGCGAUCUGGACUGCGGUCCACACGGAAGAUGCGUUGGAGAAUCCUGCGUUUGCGAUUCAACUUGGACAGGCGAAUAUUGCACGUCCAAACUAUGUGAUGCGCGAUGCAGCGACCACGGCCAAUGUAAAAAUGGCACUUGUCUUUGUGUUUCUGGAUGGAAUGGACGACAUUGCACUUUGGAAGGAUGUCCGAGAGGAUGUGCGGGGCACGGCCAGUGCAGGGUGGCGAAUGACGGGCACUGGGAGUGUAAAUGCUUCGAUGGAUGGGAUGGUCCAGACUGCACCACGUUGAAAGAACAAAUCUGCGAUGAUUCUAAGGAUAAUGACAAAGAUGGCUUAGUAGAUUGUGAAGACCCAGAAUGCUGUCAAAGCGCCGCGUGCAAGGGAAGCCAGCUUUGCGUCUCAUCACCCAAGCCAACAGACAUCCUCCUCAGGAAGCAGCCUCCAGCGAUCACCGCGUCCUUCUUCGAAAGGAUGAAGUUCCUCAUCGACGAGGGAAGCCUCCAAAACUACGCUAAACAGGAAACCUUUAACGAAAGUAUGUUUUGGAAUCACUUCAAUACGAGCCGUUCCGCGGUCAUAAGGGGUAGAGUGGUCACUUCCUUGGGUUCCGGUUUGGUCGGAGUGAGGGUGUCCACGUCUACGCCCUUGGAAGGGUUUACGUUAACGAGGGAGGACGGUUGGUUCGACCUCUUAGUGAACGGAGGAGGGGCUGUGACUCUUCACUUCGGGAGGUCGCCCUUCAAGCGAUCCACACAAGUUGUGUUCGUGCCUUGGAAUGAGGUUGUGAUAAUCGACGAAGUAGUGAUGACAACAUUGGACGACAAGAGCGGUAUGGGACCUCCUCAGGCCUGUCUCGCACAUGACUACGACGCUAUGAAGCCCGUUGUCCUGGCUACGUGGAAACAUGGCUUCCAGGGCGCUUGUCCGGAUAAGAGUGCUAUACUUGCUGAAUCUCAGGUGGUCCAAGAAAGCCUGCAAAUCCCAGGAACAGGUCUCAACCUAGUUUACCACAGCUCAAGAGCAGCAGGAUACCUCUCCACAAUACAACUGCAACUUACUCCAGAGAAAGUCCCAGCAACUUUGGCUCUAAUACAUCUGAGGAUUACCAUUGAAGGCAUUCUCUUCGAGAAGACCUUUGAGGCAGAUCCAGUCAUCAAGUUCACAUACCCAUGGAAUAGGCUGAAUGUUUACAGGCAGAGGGUAUACGGUGUGACGACAGCAUUAGUAAAAGUUGGGUACCAGUACACAGAUUGCAAGGACAUUAUCUGGAAUGUGCAGACGACGAAAUUGAGCGGUCACGAUAUGAGUAUAUCUGAUGUUGGCGGAUGGAAUCUGGAUAUACAUCACAGAUACAAUUUCCAUGAAGGUAUACUCCAAAAGGGAGACGGCACUAACAUUUACCUCAAGCACAAGCCUCGCCUCAUCAUCACCACCAUGGGAGAUGGGCGUCAACGAGGUUUGGACUGCGGGAACGAUUGUUCUGGAGCCGCGGUCAAGCAGAGGCUACUUGCUCCUGUAGCUUUAGUUGCAGCUCCUGAUGGUUCCAUCUUUGUGGGCGACUUCAAUCUUGUUAGGAAAAUCAAUACUGAUGGUACCGUUCGAACUGUUGUCAAAUUGAAUGCAACUCGUGUCUCCUACCGAUACCACAUGGCGUUGUCACCAUUAGACGGUACUCUCUACAUUUCUGAUCCUGAGUCCCAUCAAAUCAUCAAAGUUCGCAACACAGAUGACUUUAGCGAUCCCGAAAGAAAUUGGGAAACGGUUGUAGGCUCUGGUGAGAGAUGUCUUCCAGGAGACGAAGCACAUUGUGGAGAUGGAGCAUUAGCAAGAGACGCAAAAUUAGCUUACCCUAAAGGUGUUGCUGUUUCCAUAGACAACGUCUUAUACUUCGCUGAUGGUACAAAUAUAAGAAUGGUAGACAGAGAUGGCAUCAUCACAACAGUUAUUGGAAAUCAUAUGCAUAGAGCUCAUUGGAAACCGAUUCCAUGCGAAGGAACGUUAAGUGUAGAAGAAGUGCAUUUAAGAUGGCCGACUGAACUCGCUAUUAAUCCGCUAGAUAACAGCUUGCAUAUAAUCGACGAUCAUAUGAUUCUACAAAUGGCACCAGAUGGAAGAGUAAAAGUAAUUGCUGGCAGACCUCUCCAUUGUCCGUCACCUCUGACAGGCUAUGAUAUGGAGUUAGCAACUUAUGCUACACUUGUAAUGCCACAAAGCAUUGGAUUCGGUGCGGCUGGUGAUUUGUAUGUGGCGGAAAGCGAUUCUCAAAGGAUUAAUAGAGUAAGGCUCAUCACCACUGAUGGAAAAAUCUCUCUCUACGCCGGUGCUGAAUCGAAAUGCAAUUGCUUAGAGAGAGGCUGUGAUUGCUUUGAAGCGGACCAUUUCCUAGCGUCGAAUUCUAAAUUCAAUACUAUCUCAGCAGUAACUGUAAGCCCCGAUGGGAUCGUACACAUAGCUGAUCAGGCCAACUACAGAAUUCGAUCUGUCAUGGCAAGCAUUCCAGAUGCAAGUGGCGCAAGAGAAUACGAAAUUUACGCACCAGACACGCAAGAAACUUACAUAUUCAACAGAUUCGGCCAGCAUGUUAUGACCAAAAACAUUCUGACUGGCGAAAAUAACUAUGUGUUCACGUAUACGGUUAACACCAGCAAUGGGAAACUGAGCACUGUAACUGACGCCGCUGGCAACAAAGUCUUCCUGUUACGAGAUUACUCCAGCCUUGUGAAUUCAAUUGAGAACACCAAAGGUCAGAAGUGUAGACUGAAAAUGUCUCGAAUGAAAAUGCUUCAAGAAUUGCGUACACCUGACAACUUCAAUAUGACUUUCGAUUAUCAUGGCACUACAGGGCUUCUCAAAGCAAAGUAUGACAGCACCGGAAGAAGUUAUAUCUACAAAUACGAUGAGUUUGGAAGAUUGACUUCAGCAGUAACUCCUACUGGAAGAAUAAUAAAUCUUACGUUCGAUUUAAGUUUGAAAGGUGCUACUGUUCUCGUAAGUGAAAACAACAGGAAACCGGUUUCGAUUCUAAUAAAGGGUUCAUCAGUAAAUACAAAGGUUGGAGAAGCCGAAACAAAAACAAUAAUCUCAACUGAUGGAAGCAUAUCGUCUAGCAUGCCAUGGGGUCAUAUCAUAUCCACCGAUACCGUACCAUACACGAUCCUUUCUGAAAUCGAUCCCAUACUAGGUGAAAGCUAUCCUGUACCAGCUAAACAGAGAACUGAAGUCGGUGGUGAUUUGGCAAACCGCUUCGAGUGGCGCUACUUCUUACGACGACUACAAUCUAAUAAAGGAAAGAGCAGCAAAGCGGUUGCACAAAUCGGUCGAAAACUGCGAGUGAACGGAGAAAAUUUACUGACCCUCGAAUAUGACAGAGAUACAUCUACUGUUGCGGUGUUCAUGGAUGAUAAAGUAGAACUAUUGAAUGUCACUUAUGACAGAAUGGCACGACCAGUUAAGUGGGGUCCCAGAAGCGGAAUCUUCGCUGAAGUCGAACUCGACUAUGACAGAUUCAAUAGACUUACUAGUUGGCGUUGGGGCGAGUUGAAUGAGACUUAUGGAUACGAUAGAGCUGGAAGAUUGCACGAAAUUCGUAAUGGAGACGGUUCUUCUUUGGCUUACUCUUUCAGAGAUAUGUUUACAAGCUUACCAUUGAAAGUUACAACUCCAAGAGGAAGUGAUUAUCUUCUCGAUUACGAUGACUCUGGCGCGCUCCAAAACCUCACUACACCAAGAGGCCACAUCCAUACAUUCGCUUUAAUGACUUCCUUAGGCUAUUUUAAGUACCAGUACUUCUCACCAAUGAAUAGGCAUCCAUACGAAAUUCUGUAUAACGACGAUGGCCACAUUUUAGCGAAGAUAUUCCCUCAUCAAUCUGGCAAAAUCCUUUAUGUAUACGAUACUACUGGAAAGCUAGAGACUAUACUCGCUGGAGCUUCAGCCAUUCGAUAUGUUUACCAUGAAAACACUCAUCUCGUGAAAAAUGUAGAAAUAUCGGACCCAGACUACGAACUGCGACAAGACUAUAAAUACCACGCAGGUAUCCUAAAAGACGAGAAGAUGAAGUUCAACUCAAAGAGUGGUCUCAACAAUGCACAUUUCAAAUAUCAAUACGAUGGCAACGCACGACUUUCUACCAUAGAUAUGAACAUCAACAGCAAAGAAAUGCCUCAACUGAGAUUGAAGUACAACCAGAACCUCGGUAUCUUGGAAGGUGUGAGCGAUUUGAGAAUCUACAGAAACACAUUCAAUCGUUCAGUAAUGCAAGACACGAGCAAACAAUACUUCACGAUUACGGAUUACGAUGACCACGGCAGAAUCAAAACUGUUCUCAUGAACAUCAAAUCGUUCGACGUAUUCCGUCUCGAACUGGAAUAUGAUGUAAGAAAUCGAAUUAAAUCGAAGAAGAUGAUGAUCGGCGACACAUCGUCCAACGAACGAGUUAGCUACAAUUACGAUGGGCAUCUCAUGGAAGUGGUUGGAUCCGAAGAUGAUUGGAAAUACGUUUUCGAUGAGAACGGCAACAUCAUCGGUAUUAUAGAGCAUGGAGAGAAGCGCUAUCUUGGCUACGAUAUUGGCGAUAGAGUUGUCCAAUACGGCGACAUUGAAUUCAGCAGCUACGAUGGACGGGGUUUUGUCAUCAGACGCGGAGAGCAAAAAUACCGAUACAAUUCUCGGGGACAAUUCGUUCAUGCAUUUGAAAGGGACAAGUUCCAGAUGUGGUACUAUUAUGAUGAUAGGAACAGACUGGUCGCUUGGAAGGACGAUAAGGACAAUAUAACACAAUUCUUCUACACAAACCCUCAAACACCCAACCUCAUCACGCACAUGCAUUACCCGAAAACAGAAAAGACGAUUCGAUUCUUGUACGACCAAAGAGAUUUCUUGACCUGCAUCGAAACUGAGGAUCAACGUUUCUAUGUAGCUACAGAUCAUAACGGAUCACCUCUGGUCAUAUUUGAUGUGAACGGAGAAAUCAUUAAAGAAAUCAAACGUAGUCCUUUCGGAAAGAUAGUCAAAGAUACGAAUUCAGGUUUCUACUUACCUGUAGACUUCCAAGGCGGCAUAUUUGACUACAACACCAACUUAGUUUACUUGGAGAAUCGUUUGUAUGACCCGGUCGUUGGGCAAUGGAUGACGCCGAGUUGGGAGCAUUUGGCGACCAAAUUAACUAUGCCUACGGACAUUUUCAUAUACAGAUUCAGAAAUAAUGACCCUAUAAACCGAGAGCAAAAUGUUCCUUAUAUGACCAGUUUGUCGAGCUGGCUCCAACUGUACGGUUACGACUUGAAUAAGAUGAUGGGAGCUGAAUACAUAACUGAUAUGAUAUUCCAACCGAAGACAUCAGUAACGGCGCCGCAACUCGCUCCCGACUUUGGCGUUAUGUCUGGUCUUCAGUGCAUCAUUGAAAAGGUGAACGACAAACUAUCAGAUAUCGAAUUUGUCCCGACGCCUCUACUAAAAAUGGAACCAAUCACAAGAAAUCUUCUACCAAGAGUUUCCUACAAACGAGGUGUAUUUGGCGAAGGUGUCCUCAUAUCCAGAGUGGAUGGAAAAGCCUUCAUAAGCGUAGCUGAUGGCGCAAACAGCGUAGUAGAAGACGUUAUAACUACCGUGUUCAACAAUUCAUACUUCUUGGAUGUACACUUUAGUAUACACGACCAAGAUGUAUUCUACUUCGUGAAGGAUAAUUCUCUGAAGAUAAGAGACGAUAUGGAAGAGCUAAGACGGUUGUCUGGAAAGUUCAACGUAUCGCAAGAUGAGACUAACGAUCAAGGAUUAGAGGUUCGAGUUCAUGCAGUCGGCAAAGGUUCUGCCCAAGCGGUGAUAGUCUUGCGGUACGGAGUGGACCCGGCACAAGAACGCAUCAAACUUCUAAAACACGCACAUAAGCGAGCCGCCUCUCGAGCGUGGGAGAGAGAGAAGGCGCUAGUAGCCGCCGGCUGGGAGGGUCGAGGGUCCUGGACUGAGGAGGAGAAGGAGGAACUCAUUUCUCACGGCAUAGUGGACGGAUGGGCGGCCCGGGAUGUCCACUCCGUGUCCAGAUACCCGCAAUUGGCCGACGACCCCGCGAACAUAGUGUUCGUUCGCGACGGCAGACGGAAACGAAGAAAGAGCGGCCGCGCGCGUCAUCGCUCGUGACUUCGCUAAUCGUGCCAUAAAACCGCGCCAUUUUAGGUUUCGCGCCAAAACAAGAUGGCGCUCGCGUUCGGUUACGCGUAGGAGGUUUUAUUUACUAUUUUUAUAGGACUGAAGUUUUCAGAUGGACUUGUGUAUGUGAAUUCUUGUGAUGGAGUAGUGUAGACGCGUUUAGUUUUUAUGGACUGAUGAAAAGAUUCUACUGAGACGGAUCUGCUAGAAUGGGACUUGUGAAGCGGACAAAACGUUACAUUUGAAUCUCUAGGGAGUAGAACACUUUUGGUUCGCUUAAUCUUAGUGAAACAUACCUACUCUUUUUAAAACCCUAUGUUUUAUAAUACACUCUCUUAAUCGAUCUUUAAUGAAUCUCUUGAAAUAACUUACGACAGGGUAACGAGUCAUUAAAAAAAAAAACAUUUAAAAUAACGCUUGGUAAUGAACUGAGCAUAAUAUUUUAAAACUGAAAAUACUCAUUCUCGAUCACAAUUUACCUAAUAAUCAAUUUUUGAUAUUAUUUUACAUUUUUUUUAAUCCUAUAUACGUACGUCGCUUAGAUUAAUGUAAUUUUUCACAAAAAAUCAUGUAUUCCUAACGUAUUUUAGCCAAAUAUUUCUUUCGAUCCCUACAUUUAGGUAUUUGUAAAUAGGUAAUAUUUUAUUCUUGUAGUUGUUCCUUUUGUAUUGUUAGACCUAAGGUCCUUCUAUUACUUCGCAAUACUAUACUAUGUAAGCAAUAAUUUUAUACAUUUUAUCUAGGCAUCUUACAAUUAUUCUAUAAUUGACCCAUUUUUUUUUAUUUUAUAGUUAGUAUCUGUAAUACUCAGAGAAGUUUCCAUAAUCACAAAAGUAGAAAUAUCUAGAACAAAUUUUCACCUAAGCAUUCAAAACAAUAUAAAAUAUUUCUUAAUAAUAAAAUAGCUCUAUAGGACAAUUUUAACACAGAGCAUGCAUAAUAAUUUUAUCAACAAUUAUUUAUAAUUCUUAUUGUUAUUAAAAAUUAAAAUACCUACAUAGUCACAAAUUAGAACUUAAGUUUUCAGGUUUUUAUUUUUGUGUUUUAUUUGUUUUCAUAAUUAUUAUUACAAAUAGCAAGAACAAUAAAUAGCAAUACAUUUAUUUACAAAAAAAAAACUUUAUAUUAAAAAACAGUUUUUUAUUGCCAGGAUAUUUUAGUUUUUGCUUCAUGUAACCCUUAACCAGUAAGUCCUUAAAUAAAUAGGAAAGAUAAAAAUAAAAAAAAUAACGUGAAUACGUAACACUGCGUGUGUUGUGCAAUAAUCGAGCGGUAGUUUCCAGUAACCGACUAGGGUCAAUACUUCUUGCUGACUUAUCUUAGACUGACUGUUUCCUCCCAAUAUUCCUAAUAUUUAUUUUUUAUCUGUGGUCAUUGUGCGCUCUGAAUACCUGAAAAAUUAUAGUAUGUACAAUAUAUUAUAAAAGUGUUUAUAAAAUAAUAUAUCUAAUUAUUUAAGUAUUUGUAAUAUGUAUGCAAUAUACAAAUAAAUAAUAUAAAAAGGUACAGACCUAACUCAAUUGUAUUGUAGUAUUUGCCGGAGAUAAAUCGAAUAAAAAAAAUACAAGUUUUUUUUUUUAAAUUAAUAUAUAUACUUCUGUGACCUCAAAAUUUUUUGAAUUGGUGUUUGUGCAAGUUGCUAAUAUAGUCGUAAGUCAGUAAGAAGAAUAUUAUGUAAAAAAUGUAGAUUUAUUAGGGUAUAUUGUAUGUCCAUGAAUGUGUCUCAUUUAAAUUGUGGUGUCUAUUCCGUGUUAGAAGUAUUAAUUUAAAUGCUAGAUGACUGAGCGAUUGGUGAUAAGGCGUCGAUAUUUUUUACGUGGAGUUUAUAAAAUAUUUAAAAAAAAAUUGGAAUAAAGUUUAAUCUUCUACUCCGGGCCGAGGCGGCCGACGCAUGGUGAUAUUUUUGCAAAAUGUGACUAAACGAAGCAAUACAUUGUAAUUUAAUACGUCUUACCUUUUAUUUAGAGACUGUAAGGUGUAUUUUUAAUUUAAUAAUUAAAUAUUAAUAUAAUAAUACAGUAUAUAUAAUAUAAUUAACUAUCUAUUGUGAAUGUAGUUAUUGAUUUUGCGGUGAUAUAUAAUAGAGCAUAUAGUUAUCUUUUUUAUGAUGUAUAAAGAAUUCUAAUUUGUAAAUAGGUACUUAAAUGAUGUAACGUGUAAAAAAUAUUGUACAUAUCUUUACGCUUGGUUUAUUUAUAAAGGAGUUAAGGUUUCUAGAAUACAGAAAUAAUUGUACUAUACAUGUAUAACAAUUUACAGACGAGUCAAGCUGUCGAGGCUGUAGGGUUACUAGUAAAGAAAAGUACCUCUGAUCGGUUAGUUAAUUCCUUAUUCCUUUUUUUUCAACCGCAUAAAAUAAGCUGAUAAAAUUAAUACAUAACAUACUUUUAUAUUUAGUUGUACUCAACACAAAAUUACAGAUUUUUGAAUAUAUUUAUCAAUUAUCUAUAGUUUAACUUUAAACUUAAACAAUCGAUCAGUAAACUCUCUCACGGCCGAAUAUUGAAGCGAUACUUAAAAUUUAAGAGCUCAUUAAUUAAUAUUAAGUGGUGAUUUUGACGCGUGCUUUAUAGUCAAAAUGCCAUUACUAAAAGUUAGGAUGACCUUAAGUUUUAAGAAGCGUGUCUGUGUUUCGGGGUCAGAUUCUUAAGUAUACCGUCAACAAACAUACCAUAGACUAAAUCUUCUAGACAUUUUAGAGAGCUUCACGGAUGCAUAAAUAAAUGCAUUUACAUGUAGAAAAAAAUCUCCGCUGCAUUUAAUUUGUAUUAUUGUAGAUAAUGGUGAUUAGACCCCAAUACUCUGUGUAUAGUUAGUCCGCAUUAAUACAUAGAGCAUAGACAAACAGCCGAUCAAAAAGUUAUUAGAACCCAACGACCUACAUGUACGCACUAGAUAGGUCAUUGCGAAUACAAGUCCGUGCAUAAGUCGUAUUCUAUGAAGCUGUUAAAAUUAGUUUAUUAAUAACUGACCAUCAAGUUAUAGGUACUUAAGCAAAAGCGUGUUGCGACCUACAAAAUUUUUGUUUCGAAUGACUCGUCUAGUGCGAGAGGUCGUUUUCAGAACACUAUUUCAUUCUCGAGAAAAGUAGACUUGGAAAAAAUGAAUCAUUGAACUAUCUAAUAAAAUAUGUUUGUGUUUGUUUAAAACUGAUCGCAAUAGAAAUUACAAUUUUAUGGGAAACAGGCUAUCCAUACAAAAUAAUUUGAUAGAAUUACGAAAACUUCAGUGUCGAGUUAGUACACAAAAACGGGCACUCUAAAGCUUCCUGUACACGAA
Maniola jurtina (meadow brown) is the source of this 13100-nucleotide messenger RNA. It is a transcript of the gene Ten-m, whose product is annotated as teneurin-m. The coding region runs from base 525 to 9812 and encodes 3095 amino acids. The record is from RefSeq and is a predicted model, not a curated record. Gene Ontology annotation, biological process: motor neuron axon guidance. The transcript has 19 exons. NCBI's taxonomy places the organism in Eukaryota, Metazoa, Arthropoda, Insecta, Lepidoptera, Nymphalidae.